AAUAAUUCAACACUAAAGAGCUCAGUGUCUAAAAUAUUUAGAGGGAUAAUAAAUGAACCAAUGAAUAAACUUUCACCUCAGAAAGAGAUGAGCAAAGUUUGUCAAAAGAAAGAUGGAAUGAUUCAUGGACGUCAGAUCAGUGUAAUAGAGCUUCCAGUUCUCACUCGUCUCUCAGAGGAGGAAGUGAUACGUCAGACUCACCGCUGUGUGUCUCUCUGUGAUCCUGGAGUUCAUCAUUUCAUCCUCGUUACUCCUGUCAGUCCACUUACUGAUGAAGACAGAGCAGAAAUGGAGAAGAUUAAAAAUAUAUUUUACUCAAAAGUGCAUUCCAUGGUGCUUUUCAUUACUGAACUCAAUGUUGACAAAAAUGUAACUGAUUUUGUAGCAUCCAAUGAAUCUCAGAAGGCUGUGAGACUCUAUGGGAGUUGGUGUGAUGUGAUGGGGUUAAAGGACCAGAGAAACUCAGAACAGAUCUCAGACCUGUUUGACUGUAUAGACUGUAUGAAGACUGAACCCUAUUCUCUUCGAAUGUAUAUGAGAACUCCAGAGAGGAGAGUCAGACAUGAACUAGAGGAGAAACUGAGAGUGAGAGACAAUGAAAUCGAAGAGUUACAGGAGAAGAUCAAGACACUGGAUCCAGAUGGUGUGAAGCUGAAUCUGCUUGUGUGUGGGAGUAACAGAGAAUUAAAAUCCUUCAUAUCAAACCUGAUCCUGAAGCAGAGAAGAUCAGAGCUGAUCUCAGAGUGUAAGAGGAGAGACGUGGAGCUUGAUGGACGUCUGAUCAGUCUGGUGGAGCUUCCAGCUCUGUUCAACACUCAGCUCUCAGAGGAGGAAGUGAUGCGUCAGACUCACCGCUGUGUGUCUCUCUGUCAUCCUGGAGUUCAUGUGUUCAUCCUCAUCAUUCCUGAUGCUCCACUUAAUAAUGAAGACAGAGCAGAAAUAGAGGAGAUCCAGAGGAUAUUCAGCUCAAGAGUCAACAAACACAUCAUGAUCCUCAUAAAGCAGAAUUCAGAGCAUCAGACCGAAGAACUCAAUGAACAAACACAGUCUGUCAUUGAGAGAUUUGGAGGACGACAUCAUUUCAUCGGCCUGAACACACAAGUGUCUGAGUUGAUGGAGAAACUGGAACAGAUGGUUGAGGAAAAUAGUGGUGUUCGUUUCUCCACAGAGACAUUGAUGGAGGCACAGAUGGAGAAACUGCAGAAAUUAGAAGAAAUGAAGACGAGAGUCCAUUCAUUAGAGACGUGGUUUCAGUCACAAGAUUCAAGUGAAAGAGAAGAUAAUCUGAGGAUUGUGCUGCUUGGGAAAACUGGAGUUGGGAAAAGUUCAACUGGAAACACAAUUUUAGGAAGAAACACAUUUAUUUCAGACAUUUCUCAAACAUCUGUUACUAAAGAGUGUCAGAGAGAAACAGCUGAAAUCAACGACAGACACAUCACUGUGAUCGACACUCCAAAACUAUUUGAUACUGAACUCAGUAAUGAAGGAAUCCAGAGAGAAAUCAGAAACUGCAUCUCCAUGAUCCUGCCUGGACCACAUGUGUUUCUCUUACUGAUUCCACUGGGACGAUUCACUCAAGAAGAAGCAAAAUCAGUUAAAAUCAUCCAAGAGAUGUUUGGUAAAAACUCUUUAAAGUACACCAUGGUGCUCUUCACCAGAGGAGACUUUCUGAAGAACAAAAUCAUUGAACAGUUUUUGGGAAAACCUGGAUCUGCUUUAAAUGAACUGAUUGAAGCGUGUGGAAACAGAUUCCAUGUGUUCAAUAAUGAGACUAGAGACCAAACACAGGUGACUGAUCUACUGCAGAAGAUAGACAACAUGGUGAAAGAAAACGGAGAGAGUUACUACUCAUGUAAGAUGUUCAGAGAGAUGGAGAGAGAAAUACAGGAACAACAGAAGAACAUACUGAUGGAGAAAGUGGAGCAAGUGAACAGAGAAAAAGAAGAACUGAUGACGAAACAUGAAGAAGAGAUAAAGAGAAUGAGGAUGAAGAUUGAGGAAGAACAACAGAAUCAUGAGAAAGAGAGAAAGAGAAGAGAAGAAUUUAUUGAGAGAGAAGAACAUUAUAGAAGAGUAAUUAAAGAUGUUGAGGAUCAAAUGAGAAAGAUACGAGAGGAGCUAAAGAGAGACCGAGAGGAAUUGGAGAAAGAAAAACAACAGGAAAGACAAAGAAGAGAAGAAGAGGAUGAGAAAUGGAGAAAAAGAGAACAGGAAAUGUGGGAUUAUAAUCAGAGACUUAAAGAAGAAAUAGAAAGAAUGAACAUGAAGAUGGAAGAAGAAAGACAGAAUCACGAUAAAGACAGAAAGAGAAGCGAAGAAGAGGAAGAGAGAAGGAGAAAGAAAGAACAGGAAACAUGGGAUGAAUAUUACCAGAAUCUUCAACAAGAG
Messenger RNA from Carassius carassius (crucian carp), 2388 nucleotides. RefSeq names its product GTPase IMAP family member 8-like. NCBI's taxonomy places the organism in Eukaryota, Metazoa, Chordata, Actinopteri, Cypriniformes, Cyprinidae. The annotation marks the transcript as partial. The record is from RefSeq and is a predicted model, not a curated record. The transcript is spliced from 3 exons. Gene Ontology annotation, molecular function: GTP binding.